Molecule: messenger RNA, 1935 nt
Organism: Pyrenophora tritici-repentis Pt-1C-BFP
Lineage: Eukaryota; Fungi; Ascomycota; Dothideomycetes; Pleosporales; Pleosporaceae
Product: KIP1, Kinesin protein
Biological process (GO): microtubule-based movement
Molecular function (GO): ATP binding; microtubule motor activity; microtubule binding
Source: RefSeq, a predicted model, not a curated record
AUGAAGAUCACCGCGCUGAAGGGGAAUCUCGCAGCUGUUCGUACUGAAGUGCGCUUGCUUUUGGGCAGUACAGGAAGCUUGCAUUCCUUUUUUGAUGAGGAACAGGCGGUAAAGACUGAGGAAUGCGCAGAAGCUAUUUUGGACGAAAGAAUGUAUCCACUACACACGACCGCUUCUGCGCCUUCCAUGCGCGCUUCGGAAAACCAUCGUCCUGCCAUGGCUCCAUUAACCCCAACAAACGACGACCCGGGCAACGUGAAGGUCGUGGUCCGAUGCAGAGCUUUUGUACCCAGAGAAAAGGAAAAGGGAACGAAAUGUCUUAUCCGUAUGGACCCAGCAUCGCAGAAAACAACUCUCUAUGCGCCGCAAGAGGGAAACGGACGCAGGGUCCUCGAAGACAAAGAGUUCACCUUUGACCGCUCAUACUGGUCGCAUGACGAGAGCGACCCGCACUAUGCCCACCAGGAAGACGUCUACCGCUCCUUUGGCGAAGAGUUCCUCGACCACAACUUCAGCGGUUACCACACAUGUAUCUUCGCGUACGGACAGACGGGCUCGGGCAAGAGUUAUACCAUGAUGGGCACACCAGACAAUCCAGGUUUGAUUCCGCGAACGUGCGAGGAGCUGUUCGACAGGAUCGCCCAUGAACCGUCACCCAACACCAAUUACCACGUCCAGGUCUCCUACUUUGAAGUAUACAACGAGCACGUCCGCGACUUGCUCACCCCAAGGACGAACCCGCCCAUCUACCUCAAGAUCCGCGAGAGCCAAAGGGACGGUGUCUACGUGCAGGGUCUGACUGAGGCCGAAGUGAAGAGCUAUGCUGACGUCGCGCGCUUGAUGAAGGUUGGUGAUAUGAGUCGAACAACGGCAUCCACUAAGAUGAACGACACAUCGUCCCGCUCCCACGCCGUCUUCACAAUUCGCCUCAAGCAGAUUACACAUUCCCUCCUCUCCGACGAGACCAUCGAACGUACAGCACGCAUGCGCCUCGUCGAUCUCGCUGGUUCCGAACGUGCCAAAUCCACAGAGGCGACUGGAGCUCGACUGAAGGAAGGUGGGCAAAUCAACAAGUCUCUUACUACGCUUGGGCGCGUCAUCGCUGCACUCGCGGACCCACGGCGACACGGUGCCAAAGGACGGCGGCCGCGCGAAGUCGUUCCAUACCGCGACUCGGUCUUGACAUGGCUGCUGAGAGACUCUCUGGGCGGCAACAGUAAAACAGCCAUGGUCGCCUGCAUUGCGCCAGCCGACUACGACGAGACCCUCUCCACUCUUCGCUACGCCGACCAAGCGAAGCGGAUCCGCACUCGUGCCUUGGUCAACCAGGACUGUAUGUCAGCUGCACAGCGAGACGCCCAAAUCGCCGAGAUGUCGGAGCAGAUCCGGAGUCUCCAGGUCUGCGUCAAUGCCGCGAGUCAACGGAAGAGAGAAGAGGCUACUGAGCUGGACGAGUACCAGAGACAGGUCGCACUCAUGCAACGUCUCAUGGAAGAGAACCGACAGGUCUCGGCAGCAAAGAUCAAGGCGCUCACGUCCGAAGUCGAAGAGCUACGCCCUCUCAACGUGACUCUGCGCGCCGAGAUCGACACAUUGCGUCGCCAUCUCGCUCUUGCCCUUGGAGAACUCAAGAACCCCAUCGUCUUACCUCCGCCACGAGAACUUGGCACACCGGACUUUGAGAGCGAUGCAUGGCUUGGCGAAGGGGAGGGCACAGAGGGCUUGGUUGCUCCCCCUGCUGACGGUGAGGCUAGCGAUGGUGACUCUGAUUCUGGUUACGACGAGGGUGACCAUGACGAGCUGGCACAAGAGCUGCAGGACGAGGCGGAGAACUUCCUAAGGGAUCUAGGCAUGUUCCGCAGGAAGGUCGGCAGUGACGUGGAGAGAUUCGGAAUUCGCGAAGGGCUUGCUGAAAUCAUUGGGAACGGUGUUUGA